Linum trigynum is the source of this 1844-nucleotide messenger RNA. Lineage: Eukaryota; Viridiplantae; Streptophyta; Magnoliopsida; Malpighiales; Linaceae. The record is from the annotation of a GenBank genome assembly.
AACUAAACAUAUCGAAAUUCGCUAUCAUUUCAUUCGUGAUCUCGUCCAAGAUGGCAAAAUUCAUUUGGAAUUCAUUAACUCAGAAAUGCAAUGGGCCGAUAUCUUUACUAAACCUUUAGGUGCUGAAAAAAUCUUACCAAUUCGAAAUGAACUUGGCAAUGUUUACUCAAGAAGACAUUAAUGAGAUUUGAUUGCACCUAACAUAUUCUCUUGCCUUGUUUUCAUUGAUUUCCCCAUUCAUCUUCUUAUUCUUUCCCUUCCAUCCGAAGAGUUUCCCUGAUUUAAUGCAGUCUACUGCAUAUAAACCUAAUCUCAUCUCUUCCUUCUCUUAAUUCUUGCCCACUGUCUCAUACACUCUCUGGUACACAUACCGAAAACAUAUUCAACUCCUCAAAAAUGGCUCCUAACAAUCUUCAGCUGCAGUCGUCAGUGCUGUUCAAAAAUCAAAGUUUUCACAAUGCUGCUACCUAUUCUAGGUAUCUUUGUAGUUUUCGUGAUCGCCCUCUCUACUCUUCCUUCUCCAUUCAGCCUACCACCUUCUCCAAAUAUGAUAUGAAUAUACCUGCAUAUCUUCAGAAUAUAGGAUGGGAGUCUCUGGUCACGAAUCAGCGAUUAGUCAGUGUCCUGAGACUGUUCGUCUCUUCUAUGUUAAUCUUCGAUGUGGCCCUGGGAGUGAUCCUGAUUCUUUCACCACACUAGUUUAUGACUAUGAGAUUAAAGUGACGCCUGGGUUGCUGGCGUCAGUCUUGGACCUUCCUCAUAAUGGGAUUCAGGCUGGCACAGACAGGGAGUUCUAUUAGUCUGGUUUCGGUUUGAUCAUGCUCUUGAGUCCUUGACUCGUGGCAUAGGUCAAUGGUUUCCAUCCAAACUUGUCGCCGGCAGGUUGCCAGAUGAUCUCAAGGUGUUGUUCUUCUUCCUCACACGCUGGUUUCUGCCUCGUGAUCUGGGCAGCACUGAUCUCAUUCAUUCUCCUGACCUCUAGGUCCUCUUUAAUGCGCGGGCUGGUCGUCGCAUUAGUUAUGCCUCCCUCAUGUUCCAGCACAUAAUCAAGUUUGGGCGUGAAUACUAUGGUGGUCCAUUGCCUUUUGGCCCUCAAAUCACGCGAUUCCUAUAUCGUCUAGGCAUUGACUUACGUGAUAAAGUUAUUGUCUGUGAUGUUUUGGAUGAUUAGUGUCCUCAGCACGUUCUUGCUCGCCUUGAUGCAUUAGUUGGUCCCCGUAAGCCUGUCACUGGCUCAGGGGGAGUGAAUGGUCAUCAACAUAUGGCUUUUAGGCUCUUGUUAAUGCAGCUGCUGCAGCAUUUAAACAAGACGCUACCACCAAUAGUGGCCCAAAGCGGAAGCUAAUGCUUGAAAAGGAUUUGAUGUUACCAAAGUUUGUAUAUGAGUCAAAUAAUAUCAAUGAUCUGAUUACUCCAGAUUCAGAUUCUGGUGAUGAGGAUAGAGUUUCAGGCUAUGCUUCACCUCCUAAUUAUCCGUUUUGAGAAAUGACCUGGAAGGCUGAGUUGAGUCUUAGGACACUAUCUUUUGAUCUUUCUAAGUUGACUGUCGAGUCUUUGGAUUUAAGUUCUUGGCUAUUGUUUUGAAAUAAGAAUAAAUAAAUGAAUUUCCUUUUUUUAGUGCACCAAGUGUACAUGUGUGUUUGGAUAGGCUGCACCCAUGGUUUGUUCAAUGUGUGCAGGUUGCUGAGUAGAGCCACUGACAAGCUUAGGGGGAGAAUGUUGGAAGAAGGCAAGCUUGUGUCAGGCUCCAAUUGAGGAAACCUGAAGAAAAUGAUCGAAAAAGGAAAUUCCAUUCUCGGUAAAACAAUUAAGGAAGGUGUCUUCAAUCAAGAUUAAAGUAGAAU